UCUAACAGCCUAGUAUCGCUGUGCCAUUCUCUCCCGGUUCAGUGCCACUCCCUUAACUUGAUAUCUGUUUACUUUGGAGGAGGCAGUUUUUGAAAAAGGAUCAUAAAUAUCCUGGCCUGGUGCCCCAGAGCCAUGACAAGCAAAAGAACACACUCGCCUAGAGAUAGCCCUUGAGAUAUUUAAAUGUGUGGGUUAAUUUUUUAUCCACUUUAAUAACUAGAUUACCCCCCCCCCCUCCACUUCUUUGCUUUCUAUUUCUGCUCUGAAGCCGCGGACACAGAAAUCUCUGCAGGCAAAUUACUCCUGAGCAUAUUGCCGGACAAUCCUAUAACGAACAGCUAAAUUCUCAGCAUCUGAUUCCUGAUCCUUUUCCGACAUGGCAGGUGUGAAUAACUGUAUAAAAUAUUCUAUGUUUAUCUUCAACUUCUUGUUCUGGCUAUGUGGUAUCUUGAUCCUGGCAUUGGCAAUAUGGCUACGAGUAAGCAAAGCUGAGCAAGAGUUUGUCCAGGAGGACUCUGGCAUGCAUCCUUCUAUUGCUGUAAAUAUCUUGAUUGCUGUGGGUGCUACCAUCAUGAUUCUGGGUUUCCUGGGAUGCUGUGGAGCCAUGAGAGAGAGCCGCUGCAUGCUUCUGGUGUUUUUCAUAGGCUUGCUUUUGAUCCUGCUCCUGCAGGUGGCGGCAGGUAUUGUAGGAGUUACCUACAGAUCUGAGUAUGAGCAUAUCCUGAAUGAGACUCUCCAUAACAAUGUAGAUCUUUUGAGUGGAACAGAUGAAAAAGCAAAGUCAUUCCAGAAAGCCCUGAUUAAUUUUCAAAAAGAGUUCAAAUGCUGUGGUUUGAUCGAUGGAGCUUCUGACUGGGGAAGUAAUUUUCAACAGAAUUCUGAGUCCUGUGAAUGUUCAGAUAUGUCAGAUUCCUCAUGUAUACUUUAUGAAGGAAAACAUGUUUACAAACAGAUACUUGGUCUGAUAUUUUCCAUGGUCCUGUUCUGCCAGAUUGGGAACAAGUGAAUCUGUGGAUAUGUCGAGCUGUCAUCAGUCAAGCUCCUUAAAUUGGUUGCUUUGCCUUUGUAACUUUAAAUAUAUGAGUGCUGUCUAUGUUAGGAGCAGCUGUCUUAUUAAAAUUUCUUAUUUAGCUAGACUCUAGUUAUCUUCCAGACAUAUUGGAUAUAUUUAGGAUUUUAGUGAUGCUAGAAAAGUAAUAUGAAAGUGCAUUUUUACUCAAAAUAAAAGUGACAUUCUUUACACUGGU
This is a messenger RNA of Eptesicus fuscus (big brown bat), 1247 nucleotides long. RefSeq names its product tetraspanin 8 (gene TSPAN8). The transcript is spliced from 7 exons. Bases 377 to 1006 code for a protein of 209 amino acids. Gene Ontology annotation, cellular component: membrane. The record is from RefSeq and is a predicted model, not a curated record. Lineage: Eukaryota; Metazoa; Chordata; Mammalia; Chiroptera; Vespertilionidae.